UAUUCUGUGUCCACUAUUUCAUAAAAAAAAAAUAAACCAAGCUACAAAUUACCACAAUUUAUAAACUUAUUCAUUUACACAGGUUUCUGAGUGUUUCAAGAUGGCUAAAAGGAAGAAUAAACCUCUUAUCGACUCCGACUCCAGCAGCGAGUGUUCCGAUUUAGAAUCGCAAUUUUUGAAUUUGGCGAAGAAAAAAAAGAAAAGUGAUUCACCACCACCGGCACCUACCAAAUCCAAAGGACAGUCAUCAGGCAGUGAAUCGGAUUGGGAUAAUGAUGAUGAUAAUAAGAACAAAUCUAAAUCCUCAUCAUCAUCCAGCUCUGGAUCGGAAAGUGAUGCCGGGAGCAAUGUGUCGAGUCAAAAAGAGCAACCAAGGAAAAGGAAAGCAUCGUCAGAACAUUCUGAUGAUGCAAAGAAAAAACCGGAUGUGAAGAAAAGUGAAGUUCGGACGAGCAUAGAUAGUGCAGGGUCCGCAAAGAAGAAAGAUGAAUACAGUGAACCAGAAGAAGGUGAAGUGUCAUCACACUCGUCGGACAAUGACUCCAUCGAUUCUGAAGAGGAGUUUGAUGAUGGGUAUGAUGAGAAUCUCAUGGGUGAUGAAGAAGACAGAAAACGACUGGCAGCCAUGUCUGAGAAGGAGAGGGAGCAGGAGAUUUUCAAACGUAUUGAAAGGAGAGAUCUACUCAAAACCAGGUGGGAGAUAGAGCGCAAGCUGCGGCUGGCGCGGCGCUCGGCGGCGGAGCGCGCGGCGUCGCCCGCGUCGCUGGCGCGCCGCCGCGACGCGCGCCGCCGCCGCCACGCGCGCCAGCAGCAGCGCCAGCAGCAGCGCCAGCAGCAGCGGCAGCGAGACCGCGACCCGCUCCAGCCACGGGAAACUGAAGAGGAACCGCCUAAAGAGCCAGAGGUAGAGAAAGAAAACCCGCAACCUAGUCCUGGUGAAAUCUUGGAUGACGCUAAAGAUGCAGAGUCGUCGGAUCGCGCUGCCAGUCCGCUGUUCGGUGCUAAAACAGAAAGGAAACGGAAUGUGGACGACCGGAGACAGAAUGCAAUGGCCGCCCUCCGAGCACAGAGGGACGCUCGUGCGACCAGGGACGAGCACAACCGCCAACGGAAGCGGCUCGAAGAGGAGAAGAACAAGGACAAGGAAGACGAUGACGACGCCGACGCGGAAAUCAUUGGUGGAACAAGCAAGCAAAGUGUCAAGCUGAAAGCCUCGGAUAUAUACUCGGACGACUCAGGGUCCGAUUCAGAGGAUAAUAAAUCUCAAGGCCGCCGCAGCUCAUCGAGUUCUUCCUCGUCCGGUGGAGAAGAAGAGGAAAAGAAACGGGAAGAAGUUGAGAUCAAGUACGCAGACACACGGGAGCAGAUAAACAAACUUAGGUUAAGCAGGUUCAAACUGGAGCGGCUUGUCCACCUUCCGUUCUUCGCACGCGUCGUCAAUGGCUGCUACGUGAGGAUCGGCAUCGGGAACAACAACGGCAACCCAGUAUACAGGGUGGCAGAAAUAAUCGAUGUGUACGAAACGGCGAAAGUGUACAACCUGGGCAGUACGAGGACCAACAAGGGGCUGAAACUGCGGCACGGCACUCAAGACAGAGUGUUCAGACUCGAGUUUGUUAGUAAUCAGGAAUUCACAGAGAGCGAGUUCCAGAAAUGGUAUAAAGCAAUAAAGGAAGCUAACAAGAAGCCACCCACCAUGGACUUUGUUAGAAAUAAAAUAAGCGAAGUGAAAGAAGCUCUUAUGUAUGAGUUUAAGGAAGAGGAUAUAGAGAAAAUGGUAGCCGAAAAGGAGAGGUUCCGUGCACAUCCCACCAACUACGCCAUGAAGAAGACUCAGCUCAUGAAAGAGAGGGAUGUGGCACAACUCAGAGGCGAUGAUGAACUAGUACUGGACUUGAACGCGAAAAUCCAAGAGCUGGAGGACCGUGCCAACCAGCUGGACAAGACUAGAACGUCAUCUAUUCAGAGUAUAUCUUACAUCAAUAAUAGGAACAGAAAACUCAAUGUGGAGACCGCUGAGAAGGCUAUCAUGGAGGAGGUGAAGGCGAAUAAAGGUAAAAAGACAGAUGACCCCUUCACGAGGCGGCAUACUAAACCAGUAAUGAACUUCAAAUCGCAUCAAAGCAACAGGAGUCAGGAAUUAUUACGAAACGAAAUAGCUGAAGCCGAAGCGCAGAAGCAGAGAGAAGAAGACGAGAGGGUAGCUAAGGAGAGACAAGAAAAAGAGAGGCUUGUCGCGGCCCAACAGAAAGAAGACAAAACGAAAGGCAAAGACAAGGAGAAGCCGAGUUCGACAGACAAUGCGAGUCUGUAUUCCCUCCACGACUUCGAAAUCAACAUAGAAUUGGACUUACCUGUUGCUAAAAUAGUAACCACUCAACCGAAACAGUUGACGACAAAAGUGAAAGAGACCGGACCAAAACGGUCUCUGAACCUCGAGGAGUACAAGAAACGCCACGGGCUCAUAUGAGCCUUAUUCACAACGAACAGACAAAAUAAGUGUUUGUGAUUAUAGCUUUACGUGGACGGUUCCGUUUGGUACGCGGUUGUGUUCGUUCGUAGACGUGUUGGUGAUAAUUCUAAACGUUGUGGUAAUGUGUGAAAAAAUUUAUCACACUGGUUAAACUCAUUGUAUUAAUGCUAGUAGCUGUAAUAGAAAAAAAUACCACAUUGAUUAGAUUUGUUUUAUUCUAGCUGAUUACCACGUUAGUUAGAUGUGUGGUAAUUUAGUGGAUUGCCACGUCGGAUAGUUUCAUUUUAAUUAAUCUAGCAAAUCCAAAUGGAAUAAAUACAUUUUACUCUAAUGAAUUACCAUGUCGGUUAGGUCCGUUUUACAACUUAUUAAACAGUUUGCCAUUUCGGAUUACUUAUAAUUAAAAUAAUCAUAUUUAACCGGUGUAGUAAUGAACUAAAUUAAAAUUUGUCUAUCCGAUGUGGUAAUUCGACUAAAUCAAUUAUUUAACAUUACAGUUAGAUUACUUUUUUACGCAUCGGACAAAUCGCUAGUUAGUAUCAUUGCAGUAUAUUACUGAUAGUUAUAAUUUAUGGUAUGGUAUUAUAACAACAAUAGUCGUUGUUGUUAUAAUACCACGUCGCUUAAACUUAUACCUCCUUGCUUUUAAAAAUAGCUCUAUAUUGUAACUAACGCCUAAAUUUGAUUGUAAUCUGCACGUUUUAGCAUGGUACACAUGACAAGAAAAAAUUUAAAAAUAAAUAGAAAAAAUAAAUGUGUAUCAUACUAAUUCAACUAAACAUUUAUAUGUAUAGAACUUGCAGCCCGUCUUAUUGGAAACGGUCGUUGUAGCCUAUGGGACAUCUACAAGAUUAGGGGGGGGGGGCACCCCAUUGUGUAGUCUAAGAAAAACGCAACCGUUGAAGUUUUAGUGUAUGAAAAUGAAUUCAGUUGCAAUAAAACUGCAAUACAAUUCUUUUACUAACAAAAUGUCAUAUUGUCACUCGUAUCUUACUUCAACGUGCAGAAUAUAAUUUUAUAUUUAUUUUAAAUUUAUACAAAAUGAAAAAUACCACAUUGGUUAGAUUUGAAAAUAAAAUAUUUAUACAUGUAUAAGAGACAGGUUGGCUAAAACUGAAACAGCUAAUUCAAAUCUUUAUUCUAAACUGAGAACCAUUCUCUCCGGAAAAUUACAAUUUUUUCCCCUAUUUUUUUCUUUUAAAAUCAUAUAUUCUAUUAUUCGUCUGAAUCAGCCUUUUUCGUAUUGGCCAACCUGUCCCUUCCACCCCGUAUAUUAAUUACUAAAUACAUGUAUACUUGGCGUUUGAUAAGUGAGGAGGUUUUUUUUAUAAAUAAUUGUUUUUUUAAUAAUUUAUAUUUUCUUAUCACUAGUAUUUGUGGUAUAAAUUACCACUAAGCAUCAUUGUCACUUUG
Messenger RNA from Galleria mellonella (greater wax moth), 3886 nucleotides. RefSeq names its product RNA polymerase-associated protein Rtf1 (gene Rtf1). The coding region runs from base 101 to 2470 and encodes 789 amino acids. The record is from RefSeq and is a predicted model, not a curated record. NCBI's taxonomy places the organism in Eukaryota, Metazoa, Arthropoda, Insecta, Lepidoptera, Pyralidae. Gene Ontology annotation, molecular function: DNA binding; RNA polymerase II C-terminal domain phosphoserine binding. Gene Ontology annotation, cellular component: Cdc73/Paf1 complex. The transcript is spliced from 19 exons.